Molecule: messenger RNA, 1327 nt
Organism: Hydra vulgaris (swiftwater hydra)
Lineage: Eukaryota; Metazoa; Cnidaria; Hydrozoa; Anthoathecata; Hydridae
Product: inactive serine protease 35
Biological process (GO): proteolysis
Molecular function (GO): serine-type endopeptidase activity
Source: RefSeq, a predicted model, not a curated record
CUGGGUUUUAUUUGGUUUUUUAGAUUUGUGACUGUUCAUAACGAUUUCAUUUUAAAAGUUUGGUGCAACGAGUUCUGGAUGAUUUAUCGAGUUUGGGAAUGAUGAUUUAUUUUUGCUGCAUUGUAUAUUUUUCUCAAAGUACAUCAGCUUCAGAUUUAUUCGAUAACGUUUAUUAUCCUGGAAGAAUACUAGAUUCGUUUUCAAUUGAUGACAAUAUUAAGAUACCUGUUUUCCAUAGAACUUACAGCAGGAUCGAGAGAAAAACAAAAUUUACCGGAACAUUUAACAUUUCUGGUUUUACAUCAUAUGAUCAAGAUUCUCAUGUUCAUGGUUUUCAAACAAAACAAACUGACGAAUCUAAGUAUUUAUCGUGGGAAACUGUUGCUGCGAAAACUGGUAAACGUGUUGCAACUUAUGUAAAUGUUGAUAAAACUAUAGAAUCUUAUCAUCUAGAAAGAUUAUUUAAACGUAAAAAAAGAGAUGUUCGCGAACGCAUAAGAAAAAAUAUAUUCGGACGCGACGAUCGCUUGUAUGUUCCUUUAAACGAAAAAGUUGGAUUAGUUGAACCAUACAGUUACACUGUUCGCAUAUCAACGGGAUGCUCUGGAAUAGCAAUAUCGCCGCAGCACAUACUUACAGCAGCCCACUGCGUUCACGAUCAAAAAGAUUAUAUUAAAGAAUCCAAAGAGAUUCAGGUGGGUUUUUUAAACGAAUUAAAUAAUGUUUCGUGGAUAGAUGUCAAAUCAAUUAUAGUAUCUAAAGGAUGGAUAAUUGGAGGUGUUACUAAUGGACCGUUUUACGACUACGCCUUGCUCACUUUGACUAAAAAGCACGGACGUUCUUACAUAGUAUUAACAGUGAGUGAAAAUGAUCAACAUGGUGUUGGAGAAAGGAUUUCUUUUAAUGGAUUCGAUGACGACAAGCCAGAAAGUUCUUUGUGGACCAGAACUUGCAAUGUUGUUGAAGAUGAUCAAAACUUCCUUUAUCAUUAUUGCGACGCCCAACCUGGAUCUUCGGGAUCGGGAGUAUAUUCAUGGGUGUACGAUGAAAUAUUAAACGACUGGAGAAGAGAACUGAUAGGUGUAUUCUCAGGAAAUAGAUGGCGCGCGUACGACGAGUUCUAUAUAGUUACGCAAAAUUUUAACGUUGCAGUUCGGUUAACUUCAAAUAAAUACGCCCAAAUAUGCAACUGGAUGGGAAAAAUUGGUGAAGAAGUUUGUCGCCGCUCACACAAAUAUGUAUAACUGAACAAUUUAAAAUAAUGCAGAGGUUAUAAAAAAGAAUGACUUAAAUUCUCCAAAUAUUUGCUAAACAUAUACUUCAGAUA